Messenger RNA from Carassius gibelio (silver crucian carp), 16496 nucleotides. RefSeq names its product plectin-like. Gene Ontology annotation, cellular component: perinuclear region of cytoplasm; focal adhesion; intermediate filament. Gene Ontology annotation, molecular function: structural constituent of muscle; structural constituent of cytoskeleton; cadherin binding. Lineage: Eukaryota; Metazoa; Chordata; Actinopteri; Cypriniformes; Cyprinidae. The record is from RefSeq and is a predicted model, not a curated record. The coding region runs from base 138 to 14450 and encodes 4770 amino acids. The transcript has 36 exons. Gene Ontology annotation, biological process: wound healing; hemidesmosome assembly; intermediate filament cytoskeleton organization.
UCGUAUACGCACUCCUCCAGAGCUGACGUGGGUUGUGGCCUUGCACGGUUGCUGCCCAUCUGCCACUGAGAAGCAGCCACUGGAGCUAGAAGAGAGGAAAGUAGACAGAGAGGGGAAAAAAGGAAAAGUGGCUAAAUAUGGAUGCGCUGCAAGAUUGGGCCCUGGUGUACCCGGCUCCGGCCUGGGUGCUCUGGGUGAUUGUGCUGAUAUUGGCCACCGUCCUGGUUUGGAGCUUGUUCUUCUGCUGCUGGGGAAGCCAAAGCUCCUCCUCCCCUCUGGAGAGAUACCUCUCAGCAAUGGAGAAGCAGUCAAAGACGAAACACCAGAGCCAGCGGAAGAAGAAGCCAAAGGACAAGAAGUGUGUCUCUGCGGCUCUGCUUAAUGAGGGGAUCGCCGGGGUGAUCAAACUGGCAACCCCUCUGUCUCAAGAGAAACAGAAGACGAAAGAAAAGGAAAAACAUGAGAAAAAGACAGAGGAUGUGGAAGAAAAGAAGGUGGGAAAAGAUGAGAAAGAAGAGAAGCCCUCUACAACAGUGAGGAAGAGAAACAGACGGAACCUGAAAGUCACCAUCGCAUCUGGUACUGGGACUUCUGCAUCUGCUGAGCAGCAUUCCCAGGUCAUGUCAGGGGGUCGCCGGCGGACACUUGAACGGUCUGCAUCAGAGGAGAGUGCAAGUGACCUGAGCUCUUCACCUUUUCCUGGAGACACCUUACCAUGGAACCUCCCCAAACACCAGCGCAUCAAACGCUCCAAAUCUGCCUCCGAAGAUGUCCUGGACUCUGCAGAGAGAGCCAUCAUUCGCAUUGCAGAUGAACGAGAUCGAGUACAGAAAAAGACCUUCACAAAAUGGGUGAACAAGCAUCUGAUGAAGGCCCAGCGACACAUCACAGACCUGUACGAGGAUCUCAGAGAUGGACACAGCCUCAUCUCGCUGCUGGAGGUGCUGUCUGGAGAGACACUGCCCAGAGAGAAGGGUCGCAUGCGCUUUCACAAACUACAGAAUGUACAGAUCGCACUGGACUUCCUCAGACACAGACAGGUGAAACUGGUAAACAUAAGAAAUGACGACAUUGCAGAUGGAAAUCCAAAACUGACCCUUGGGCUGAUAUGGACCAUCAUCCUUCACUUCCAGAUUUCUGAUAUCCAGGUGAACGGUCAGUCAGAUGAUAUGACCGCCAAGGAGAAGCUGCUCUUGUGGUCUCAGCGGAUGGUGGAGGGCUACCAAGGCCUGCGGUGCGAUAACUUCACCACCAGCUGGAAAGAUGGCAAGCUCUUCAACGCCAUCAUCCAUAAACACAAGCCAAAUUUGAUUGACAUGAAUAAGGUGUACAGACAAACCAACCUGGAGAAUCUGGAGCAGGCCUUCACCGUAGCAGAGAGAGACAUGGGCGUCACACGCCUGCUGGAUCCUGAAGAUGUAGACGUGCCACACCCAGACGAGAAGUCCAUCAUCACGUAUGUGUCCUCUUUGUAUGACGUCAUGCCAAGAGUUCCUGACGUUCGUGAUGGAGUCAAGGCCAAUGAGUUGGAGUUGCGCUGGCAGGAAUAUUACGAGCUGGUGACCAUGUUACUGCAGUGGAUCAGACAUCACAUUCUCGUGUUUGAGGAACGCAAGUUCCCCUCCAGCUAUGAGGAAAUUGAGGUUCUCUGGCGUCAGUUUCUGAAGUUUAAAGAGUCUGAACUACCAGCCAAGGAAACUGACAAAAAUCGCACCAAGCUCAUUUACAAGUCUUUCGAGGGUGCUGUGCAGGCGGGUCAAAUCAAGGUUCCCCCCAGCUUCCACCCCAUCGAUGUGGAGAAGGAGUGGGGCCGCCUGCACAUAGCCAUUCUGGAACGAGAGAAACUGUUGCGCUCAGAGUUUGAACGGCUGGAGCGUUUGCAGAGAAUAGUCAGUAAAGUGCAAAUGGAGUCAGGUUUGUGCGAGGAACAGCUUAACCAGGUGGAAACACUGUUACAGACGGACAUACGUUUGCUGAGUGCGGGAAAGCCCAUCCAGCAUGCAUCUGAUAUAGAGACAGAUCUGAACAAGGCUGAAAACAUGAUCCGAUACCUUUUCAACGAUGUUCAACUACUCAAAGAUGGACGCCAUCUACAGGCAGAACAGAUGUACAGGCGGGUGUACCGUCUCCAUGAGCGUCUGGUUAACCUGCGCAGUGAGUUUAAUCUGCGUCUGAAGUCAGGUGUGACAGUGUCGCAGAUACCCAUGACCCAGAUCUCCCAUGUCCAAACGUUACAGCAGUCUCCCCAGCGCCUAAGACCUGAGCUUGACGAAGUCACUCUCAAGUACAUUCAGGACCUCUUGUCUUGGGUGGAGGACAACCAGAGACGCAUUGAUGGGGCAGAGUGGGGCGAAGAUCUGCCCUCUGUGGAGUCUCAGCUCGGUAGCCAGCGUGGUCUUCAUCAGUCCAUUGAGGAGUUCAAAUGCAAGAUUGACCGUGCACGGGCUGAUGAGAAUCAGUUGACUCAGUCAGUCAGUAAGGAAGCCUAUCGAGAAUACUUGGGCAAACUGGACCUUCAGUACGCCAAACUGCUGAAUGCGUCCAAGUCACGGCUACGUCGUUUAGAUCAGCUGCACGCUUUUGUUGUAGCUGCCACUAAAGAGCUGAUGUGGCUGAAUGAGAAAGAAGAGGAGGAAGUGAACUACGACUGGAGCGACCGAAACUCCAACAUGACUGCCAAGAAAGAUACCUAUUCUGGUUUGAUGCGAGAUCUUGAACAGAGAGAGAAGAGAGUGAACAAUGUCCAGAUGACUGGAGAAAAACUGCUAAAAGAGGACCAUCCUGCCAGGAAAACUGUGGAGGCUUUCACUGCAGCUCUCCAGACUCAGUGGAGCUGGAUCCUUCAGCUGUGCUGCUGCAUUGAGACUCAUCUGAAAGAAAACACAUCUUACUUCCAGUUCUUCUCAGAUGUUAAAGAGGCUGGAGAGAGGAUGAAGAAGAUGGAGGACAUGAUGAAGAAGAAAUAUGUGUGUGAGCGCUCUAUCACGGUCACACGUCUAGAGGAUCUGCUACAGGAUGCAAUGGAGGAAAAAGAACAGCUAAACGAAUUCAAGACACACCUGGAGGGUCUCAACCGGAGAGCCAAGACCAUUAUCCAGCUGAAGCCGAGGAACACCGCUUACCCUGUCAAAGGCAAACUACCCGUUCAGGCUGUCUGUGACUUCAAACAAAUGGAGAUCACAGUACACAAAGGAGACGAGUGUGUCCUGGUGAACAACUCUCAACCGUACAAGUGGAAAGUGCGAAACUCGAGUGGAAAUGAGGCCACGGUACCGUCCAUCUGUUUUAUCAUCCCUCCCACCAACAAAGAGGCCAUGGACAUCAGUUCUGGGUUAGACGCGAGUCUGCAGAGGCUGAUGGUCCUUUGGCAAAAGCUGCAUGUAGAUAUGAAGAGUCUGCUGUCCUGGCAAUACCUCAUGCGAGAUAUCCUGCUUAUCAACUCCUGGAAUUUAAUCAUGUUUAGGACUUUGAGAGUCGAGGAAUAUCGACUCACCCUGAAGAAACUGGAGGAGCACUAUCAGGCCUUCAUGCGUGACAGUCAGGAUUCUGAGCUCUUCGGUGCUGAUGAUCGCUUGCAAGCUGAAAACAGUUACAGCAAAGCCACUCAACACUAUGAUAAGUUGCUACGCUCUGUUGAACAAGAACCUGUUGCCAUCCAAAAGGGAAUCGCACCGGGGGAACAGGAUGAGUCCGUGUGCAAGAGUUACAUCACCCAAAUAAAGGACCUGAGACUGAGACUAGAAGGCUGUGAGAGCCGCACGGUGAACCGCCUCAGACAGCUGAUGGACAAGGAGCCUCUCAAAGCCUGUGCACAGAGAGCCACUGAACAGAAGAAACUGCAGGCUGAGUUGGAGGGUAUAAAGAAAGACCUGGAUAAGAUGGUGGAGAAGAGUGAAGUAGUUCUGGCCACAUCUCAGCAGUCCAGUUCUGCCCCUGUCCUGCGCUCAGAAAUAGACAUCACCCAGAAAAAGAUGGAGCAUGUCUACAGUCUUUCCUCUCUGUAUCUUGACAAGCUGAAGACCAUUGAUAUAGUAAUCCGCAGCACACAAGGAGCUGAAGACAUUCUCAACAAGUAUGAAAACCAACUGCGUGAUGUAAACAAAGUUCCUGUUAAUGAGAAAGACAUUGAGGCCAACAAAACACAGAUCCAGAAACUGCACUCAGAGGCAAACGGCAAGCAAGCCACGUUUGACCGGCUGGAAGAGGAGCUUCAGAGGGCUACAGCGGUGAAUGAUCGGAUGUCUCAGUUGUACAGUGAGCGGGACAUAGAGCUAGAGCACUACAGACAGCUGGUGGGCAGCCUGAAGGAUCGCUGGCAGGCUGUGUUUGCUCAGAUUGAGCUAAGGCAGCGAGAACUUGACCUUCUCAACAGGCAGAUGCAGGCCUACAAACAGAGCUAUGAGUGGCUUAUCCGCUGGAUAGCAGAUGCCAAGCAAAGGCAGGACAAACUUCAUGCUGUCCCUAUAGGUGACAGCAAAGCCCUUCAAGAGCAGCUGAACAAGGAGAAGAAACUGCUUGAAGAGAUUGAAAAGAACAAGGACAAGGUGGAUGAGUGCCAGAAAUAUGCUAGAGCAUACAUUGACGCCAUAAAGGAUUAUGAGCUUCAGCUGGUGAUGUAUAAAGCUUCGGUGGAGCCCAUCGCUUCUCCUCUGAAGAAAACUAAAAUGGAGUCUGCAUCUGAUGACAUAAUACAAGAGUAUGUGACUUUGAGAACACGCUACAGUGAGCUGAUGACUCUUUCGAGUCAGUAUAUUAAAUUCAUCACUGAGACACAGCGUCGCCUAGAGGAUGAGGAGAAAGCUGCCGAAAGACUAAAGGAGGAAGAGAGGAAAAAGCUGGCCGAGAUGCAGGCCGAGCUAGAAAAGCAAAGGCAGUUAGCUGAAUCUCAUGCAAAAGCUAUUACUAAAGCAGAACAAGAGGCAAAUGAGCUGAAGAUGAAAAUGAAAGACGAAGUCAGCAAACGACAGGAUGUCGCUGUCGAUGCUGAGAAACAGAAGCACAAUAUCCAGCGAGAGCUACAGGAGCUCAAAAGCAUUUCAGAACAGGAAAUUAAGUCUAAGAAUCAACAGGUAGAGGAGGCCCUGCAAAGCCGCACCAGAAUCGAAGAAGAAAUCCAUUUAAUCCGAAUUCAGCUGGAGACAACGAUGAAACAAAAAUACACUGCUGAAACAGAGCUUCAGCAACUCAGGGACAAAGCAGUAGAAGCUGAAAAGCUUCGAAAGGCAGCGCAGGAUGAGGCAGAGAAGCUUCGGAAACAAGUUGCUGAAGAGACUCAGAAGAAACGCAAGGCAGAAGAGGAGCUUAAACUGAAAUCAGAGGCAGAAAAGGAGGCUGCCACAGAGAAGAAGAAGGCCCUCGAGGAUCUCGAGAAGCUCAAGCUCCAAGCUGAGGAAGCUGAGAGGCACCUGAAACAAGCAGAGCUGGAAAAGCAGCGACAAAUUCAAGUGGUUGAGGAAGUGGCCAAGAAGACAGCGGCCACUCAGCUUGAGAGUAAACAAUUGUCAAUAACUGCAAAACUGGAAGAGUCACUCAAAAAUGAGCAGGUUAUGGUCAUUCAGCUGCAGGAAGAGGCAGAACAUCUCAAAAAGCAGCAAGCUGAAGCAAAUAAAGCGAGAGAGCAGGCAGAGAAGGAGCUAGAGACAUGGAGACAGAAGGCUAAUGAAGCUCUCCGGCUCCGGCUUCACGCAGAGGAAGAAGCCAAUAAGAAAACUACAGCUCAGGAGGAGGCGGAGAAACAGAAGGAGGAGGCCAAACGCGAGGCAAAGAAGAGAGCAAAAGCUGAGGAGGCUGCCCUUAAACAGAAAGAGAUUGCAGAAAAUGAACUGGAAAAUCAAAGGAAGAUGGCUGAAGAAACAGCUAAACAGAAGCUUGCAGCAGAGCAAGAACUUAUUCGGUUAAGAGCAGAUUUCGAGCAUGCUGACCAACAGAGGACUGUCUUGGAUGAUGAGCUCCAGCGUCUCAAAAAUGAUGUUAAUGCUGCUGUUAAACAGAAGAAAGAGCUGGAGGAGGAACUGGUCAAAGUUAGGAAAGAGAUGGAAGUUCUAUUGCAAAUUAAAUCCAAAGCUGAGCAAGAGUCUAUGUCAACCACUGAAAAGAGCAAACAACUACUUGAAUCCGAGGCCGCCAAGAUGAGGCAGCUGGCUGAGGAAGCCACUAAACUGAGGUCAGUUGCAGAAGAAGCAAAGAAACAAAGGCAGAUGGCAGAAGAAGAAGCUGCCCGCCAGAGAGCAGAGGCUGACAUGAUACUCAAAGAAAAGUUAGCAGCUAUCAACGAAGCCACCCGUCUAAAAACUGAAGCUGAGAUUGCUUUGAAAGAGAAGGAGGCUGAAAAUGACCGUCUAAAGAGACAAGCCGAAGACGAGGCCUACCAGAGGAAAGCUCUUGAAGAUCAAGCGGCACACCAUAAGCAAGAGAUCGAAGAAAAGAUUGAUCACCUAAAGAAGUCUUCAGACACUGAGCUUGACAGGCAAAAGAAAAUCGUAGAAGAAACCUUGAAGCAGAGGAAAGUGGUGGAGGAGGAGAUCCACAUUCUCAAACUCAAUUUCGAAAAAGCUUCAACUGGCAAACGGGACCUUGAACUUGAGCUUAACAAGCUGAAGGGCAUUGCAGAGGAGACGCAAAAGAGCAAAGCGAAGGCAGAGGAAGAGGCAGAGAAAUUCAGAAAACUUGCUUCAGAAGAGGAGAAAAAAAGGAAAGAGGCAGAGGCCAAGGUAAAAGAAAUCCAAGCUGCAGAAGAAGAGGCAGCACGGCAACACAAAGCUGCUCAAGAGGAGGUUGAGCGUCUUAUAAAAAUAGCAGAAGAGGCCAAAAAGCAGAAGGAGCUUGCAGAGAAAGAAGCUGAGAAACAGGUCAUUUUAGUGAAAGAGGCUGCACAAAAGUGUUCGGCUGCUGAGCAGAAAGCCCAAGAUGUUCUUCUAAAGCAAAAUAAGGACAGCAUGGCUCAGGAUAAACUCAAGGAAGAGUUUGAAAAAGCAAAGAAACUGGCACAAGAUGCAGAAAAGGCUAAAGACAAGGCUGAAACAGAGGCUGCUUUGUUGCAGAAGAAAGCAGAGGAAGCAGAACGUCAAAAGCAGGCAGCUGAAGCUGAAGCUGCCAAACAGGCAAAAGCCCAGGGAGAUGCUGAAAAACUGAGGAAGGAAGCUGAGGCAGAAGCUUCCAGACGGGCUGAGGCAGAAGCUGCUGCUUUAAAACAAAAACAAGAGGCUGAUGCUGAAAUGGCCAAGUACAAAAAACUUGCAGAAAAGACCCUGAAGCAGAAGUCUACGGUUGAGGAGGAGUUAGUGAAGGUUAAAGUGCAACUUGAUGAGACAGACAAACAGAAAUCAAUCCUUGAUGAUGAACUUAAGCGACUUAAACAAGAGGUCAGUGAUGCUAUGAAGCAGAAAGCUCAAGUAGAGGAUGAGCUCUCUAAAGUCAAGAUCCAGAUGGAGGACUUACUAAAACUGAAACUUAAAAUUGAAAAAGAAAACCAAGAGCUUAUGAAGAAAGAUAAAGACAACACAAAGAAACUUCUUGAGGAAGAGGCUGAGAACAUGAAAAAAUUGGCAGAGGAGGCAGCACGGCUCAACAUUGAGGCUCAAGAAGCUGCAAGAUUACGACAAAUUGCAGAGUCUGAUCUUGCCAAACAGAGCGAACUGGCCGAUAGGAUGCUGGAAGAGAAAAAGCAAGCCAUUCAGGAGGCAAAAAAACUAAAGGCUGAAGCUGAAAAACUCCAGAAACAGAAAGAGCAAGCACAGGUAGAGGCUCAAAAGCUAAUGGAGGCCAAAAAGGAGAUGCAGCAGCGUCUGGAGCAGGAGACUGAAGGUUUCCAGAAAUCCCUAGAGGCUGAACGCAAGCGGCAAUUAGAGAUAACCGCAGAGGCUGAAAAACUGAAGAUCAAGGUGGCACAGCUAAGUGAUGCUCAGUCAAAAGCAGAAGACGAAGCCAAAAAAUUCAAGAAACAAGCAGAUGAAAUCAAAACCCGCCUACUAGAGACAGAAAAACAGACUUCAGAAAAACAUACUGUUGUCGAGAAACUGGAAGUACAAAGGCUGCAAAGCAAAAAAGAUGCUGAUGAUCUGCAUAAAGCAAUUGCAGAGCUUGAGAAAGAAAAGGAAAAACUGAAAAAAGAGGCAGCUGACUUACAAAAACAGUCAAAAGAGAUGGCCAAUGUACAACAAGAACAGUUACAGCAAGAAAAGACUACCCUCCAGCAAACUUUCUUAUCAGAAAAAGAGACACUGCUGAAGAAGGAGAAAGCUAUUGAGGCAGAAAAAAAGAAGUUGGAGAAGUUAUUUGAAGAUGAAGUGAAGAAGGCUGAAGCACUCAAAGAUGAACAGGAGCGUCAGAAGCAGCAAAUGGAGAAUGAGAAAAAGAAACUGCAGGCUGCAAUGGAUGCUGCUAUCAAAAAGCAAAAGGAUGCUGAGGAAGAGAUGCAUGCAAAGCAAAAAGAAAUGCAAGAACUUGAAAAGAAAAGAAUUGAACAAGAUAAACUUUUGGCAGAGGAAAACAAGAACUUGCGAGAAAAACUCCAGCAACUUCAGAGUUCACAGAAGCCAUCCCACACCAAGGAGAUUGAAAUUCAAACAGACGAGGUCCUUGAAGAAGAGUUAGUUCAAAUGACCAUGGUAGAAACAACAAAGAAGGUCCUAAAUGGCUCUAGAGAAGUGGAUGGUGUGAAAAAAGAUGUACCCCUGGCAUUUGAUGGAAUUAGAGAGAGGGUGCCUGCAAGCAGACUUCAUGAGAUCGGGGUGCUUAGCAAAAAAGAAUUUGACAAGCUCAAGAAAGGCAAAACAACUGUGCAAGAGCUUUCUAAGAAUGACAAGGUAAAGAUGUGCCUAAAAGGUAAAGACAGCAUUGGUGGUGUAAUAGUUGAACCCAACCAGAAAAUGAGUAUCUAUCAAGCUUUGAAGGACAAGAAGAUUUCACAAAGCACAGCUGUGAUGCUUCUCGAAGCCCAAGCUGCAUCUGGUUACAUAAUUGACCCCAUUAAGAACAGAAGACUCUCUGUCAGCGAAGCUGUGAAGGAUACAUUGAUUGGACCUGAGUUGCACACCAAGUUGUUGUCUGCCGAACGGGCUGCCACAGGAUUCAAAGAUCCAUUCACUGGAGAUACAAUAUCACUAUUUGAAGCAAUGAAAAAAGGUUUAAUCGCAGAGGACCAGGCGGCUAAACUUCUUGAUUCUCAAUAUGCAACAGGUGGGAUAAUUGAUCCUGUUAAUAGCCACCGUGUACCUGUCCAAAUGGCAUGCACACAAGGUCAACUCGAUCAAGACCUAAGCAAAAUUCUUUCCAGCCCUCCUGCUGACAAAAAAGCAUUCACUGACCCCAACACUCAGGAUAGCCUCACUUACGGUGAGUUGCUGGAUCGAUGCAAACCAGAUCCUGAGACAGGCAUUCCAUUACUACCAAUCACAGAACAAGCAGCCCAAAUUGAAAGAACUUUUACAGAUGAGGAAACUAAAGAUGUAUUUAGUAAGGCUAACUUAACAGUUCCAUUUGGAAGAUUCAAAGGAAAAACUGUCACAAUCUGGGAGGUCAUAAACUCUGAGUACUUCACUGAAGAUCAGAGAAAGGAUCUUAUCCGUCAAUACAAGACAGGCAAAAUUACAGUUGAAAAAAUAAUUAGAAUUGUAAUAACUGUUGUAGAGGAUAAGGAGAACAAGAAGGAACCUGCAUUUGAUGGUUUGAGAUCAUCAGUGCCAGCGUCAGAACUUCUAGAUGCAAAAGUUAUUAAUAAAGAUUUAUUCAACAAAUUGCAAAAUGGAAAAGCUACACUUAAAGAGGUAUCUGAGCUUGAACCCGUCAAGAAAGCCCUAAAAGGGGGACACAGUAUUGCUGGAGUGCAGAUUGAGUCAACUUCUGAAAAGAUGUCUUUCUACGAAGCUAUGAAGAAGGACUUACUUGGUACAGAGCCUGCACUAUACCUUCUGGAGGCCCAAGCUGGAACAGGCUUCAUAAUUGAUCCAGUGAAAAACCAAAAGCUCACAGUUGAUGAAGCAGUCAAAAGUGGUGUUGUUGGCCCAGAGUUGCAUGAGAAAUUGUUGUCUGCAGAAAGAGCUGUUUGUGGUUACAAAGAUCCAUAUACUGGAAAAACUGUAUCCCUAUUUGAGGCAAUGCAAAAAGAUCUCAUUAAGAAAAACCAAGGUGUCCGUCUGCUGGAAGCUCAACUUGCAACUGGAGGAAUUAUUGACCCUGAGAAAAGUUAUCGCAUCACUCCAGAAAUUGCAUUUAAACGUGGUUACCUAAAUGAGGAGAUGAACCAAAACUUAAGCAGCACAUCAGACUCCAAUACAGUAUUUGUUGACCCUAACACACAAGAAAAUGUCACUUAUGCUGAACUGCUCAAAAGAUGCAUCACUGAUAAGCAGACUGGUUUCCCAUUGCUGCCACUAUCAGAAAAGGCAAUCAAGUCAAAGGAAACUGAAACAGUUUCUGACACACAAACUAAAGAGACCUUAAGCCAUGCUACAGUUGAGUUACACAGUGGACUUUUUAAGGGAAGAAAAAUCACCAUUUGGGAGAUUAUCAAUUCUGAAUAUUUCACCGAAGAACAAAGGAUUGAAUUUAUUCGGCAGUAUAGAUCAGGAAAAAUCACUGUUGAAAAACUGAUAAAGAUUGUGAUCGCUACAGUGGAUGAAAAAGAAAAGAAGGGACAGCACAAUUUUGAAGGUUUCAGAGGUCCUGUACCAGCCAGUGCCUUGCUUGAAUCUAAAAUCAUUGACAAAGAUACCUAUGAAAAAAUCCAACAAGGCAAAAAUAAACCUGCAGAAUUCAGUGACUCCAUCAAACGCUACCUGCAAGGUUCUGAUUGUAUUGCUGGUGUAGUUUUGGAGAAAAACAAGGAAAAACUCAGCAUUUACCUAGCCAUGAAACAAAAACUACUGACACCAAACACAGGACUGUCCCUGCUAGAAGCCCAAGCAGCUACUGGCUACAUAGUUGAUCCCAUCAGGAAUGAGAAAUUUACAGUGGAUGAUGCCGUUAAGGCUGGCAUUGUCGGUCCAGAGCUUCAUGAAAAACUGCUAUCUGCAGAGAAAGCUGUUACUGGUUACAAAGAUCCAUACACUGGUAAUAAGAUUUCUCUUCUUCAAGCAAUGCAAAAACAGCUUGUUCUAAGAGAACAUGCCAUACCUCUUCUAGAGGCUCAGGAGGCUACUGGAGGAAUAAUUGAUCCAGUAAAUAGCCAUCGACUUCCCAGUGAUAUAGCCAUUCACCGUGGCUACUUCAGCAAGCAAUUAGUCAAAUCUUUUAAAGAACCCACAGAUGACAUCAAAGGUUUCACUGACCCUAACAAAGAUGAGAAUGUCACAUACAAACAAUUGAAAGAGAGGUGCAUGACUGAUCCGGAAUUUGGAAUUCUCUUGUUGCCACUUUCUAAAGCCCAGACUCCAGAGAAAGCUGAGAAAUCAUAUGUUUACACUGAGGAGCAAGCACAAGAGGACUUAAAUAGCACUCAAAUUGACAUACCACAUGAUAGUUUAGCAGGGAAACAAGUGACAUUAUGGGAAGUCAUGAAAUCAGAUUUGCUUCCAGAAGAAGAAAAACAAAGUCUUCUUGAACAGUACCGCUCAGGCAAAAUCACAAAAGAAAGAAUGGUCAUUAUUAUAAUUGAAAUUAUUGAACAAAGAGAGAUCAUCAGGACUGAGCAGAGUAUGUUGUGUGAUGUCAUCAGACGGCGGGUUACUAUUGAUGAACUUUACAGAGCUCGCAUUAUAGACCUCGAAACUUACAACCUACUCAAACAAGACAAGAAAACGAUCCGGGAGGUUAUGGAGAUGCCAAGUGUGAAGCAGUAUCUUUUUGGAACAGGCAGCAUUGCUGGAAUACUCUCAGACAACUAUGCUAAGGUUAGCAUCUACCAAGCAAUGAAAAGAGGUCUCAUAAAACCUGACAUUGGCAUAAAUCUCUUGGAGGCACAAGCAGCAACAGGAUUCAUCACUGACCCUGUGAAAGGUGAAUUGUUGACAGUUGAUGAGGCCGUCCGGAAGGGUCUUGUUGGCCCAGAGAUCCAUGACAAACUCUUGUCUGCUGAAAGAGCAGUCACAGGUUACAAGGAUCCCUAUAGCGGUAAAAUCAUUUCAUUAUUCCAAGCCAUGAAAAAGGACCUUGUGCCUGAGGAUUAUGCCUUGAAGCUUUUGGAGGCCCAGGUAGCAACAGGUGGCCUCAUGGAUCCAGAGUACUAUUUCCGCCUCCCAAUCGAUGUUGCCAUGCAACGUGGUUAUAUAAACAAAGAAACCAUUGACAGGAUAUCUGAUCCAAGUGGAGAUGUCAAACAGUUUGCUGAUCCUAUGACUGAUGAAAAGCUGUCCUAUGCACUACUUCUUAAAAGAUGCAAAGUUGACAAAGAGAGUGGCUUACGAUUGUUGUCUCUGGCAGACAAGAGACUUCUAUUUAAAGGCCUUAGAAAGCAGAUCACCCCAGAUGAGUUGUUGCGCUCUCAAAUUAUUGAUCAGAAAACCUACACAGCACUCAUGGAGGGUACCAUUUCUGUAGAGGACCUUAGUAAAGACUUGAAAAAAUAUCUUGAAGGCAUCAGUUCUAUAGCAGGUGUAUAUGUAGAGGCUACCAAAGAUCGACUGUCAGUCUACCAAGCCAUGAAAAAGAACAUGAUCAGACCAGGCACUGCCUUUGAACUUCUGGAGGCUCAGGCAGCUACUGGAUAUGUGAUUGAUCCAAUCAAAAAUCUCAAAAUAAAUGUCCAAGAAGCUGUAAAAAUGGGAGUUGUGGGACCUGAAUUUAAAGAUAAGCUCCUCUCUGCUGAACGAGCUGUGACUGGCUACAAAGAUCCAUACUCUGGCAAGGUGAUCUCCCUCUUCCAGGCUAUGAAGAAAGAUCUUAUUCUAAAAGACCAUGGUAUCCGUCUGCUUGAGGCUCAGAUAGCCACCGGUGGAAUCAUUGAUCCUGAAGAGAGCCAUCGCCUGCCUGUUGAAAUUGCCUACAAACGGGGUCUCUUUGAUGAGGAGAUGAAUAGUAUUCUCACAGAUCCCUCUGAUGAUACAAAGGGGUUCUUUGAUCCAAACACAGAGGAGAAUUUGACCUAUCUCCAGCUCAUGGAGCGCUGCAUAACAGACCCUGAAACUGGACUUUCUCUUUUACUGCUAAAAGAAAAGAAACGAGAAAGAAAGACAUCCUCUAAGUCUUCAGUACGCAAACGUAGAGUUGUCAUCGUAGAUCCAGAAACAGGAAAAGAAAUGUCUGUGUAUGAGGCAUACCGCAAAGGACUCAUUGACCAACAAACAUACACUGAGCUUGCAGAGCAGGAGUGUGAAUGGGAAGAAAUUACCACCUCAUCAUCAGAUGGUGUUGUUAAGUCUAUAAUCACUGACAGAAGGUCUGGGCGGCAGUAUGACAUUGAUGAUGCAAUCUCCAAGGGCCUCAUAGACCAGUCUGCUUUAGACCAGUACCGUGCUGGUACCCUUUCCAUCACUGAAUUUGCAGACAUGCUCUCUGGUAAUAUGAGUGGCUUCAGAUCUCGAUCAUCUUCCUUUGGAUCCAGCUCAUCCUAUCCCAUGAGUCCAAUUCCAUCCAUAAAGACGCCGGCUACAACCUGGACUGAUCCAGCCGAGGAAACUGGACCAGUGGCUGGAAUCUUAGAUACAGAUACUUUGGAAAAGGUGUCAGUUACGGAGGCUAUGCAUCGGAAUCUAGUUGACAACAUCACUGGUCAAAGACUACUAGAAGCACAAGCAUGCACAGGAGGAAUUAUUGACCCAAACACUGGAGAGAAAUUCUCUGUUGCUGAUGCAGUGAACAAAGGGCUGAUGGACAAGAUCAUGGUUGAACGUAUCAACCUAGCUCAGAAAGCUUUUCAGGGAUUUGAAGAUCCAAGAACCAAAACCAAAAUGUCUGCCGCUCAAGCCUUAAAGAAGGGUUGGCUUUACUACGAAGCUGGCCAACGGUUCCUUGAAGUCCAGUACCUAACAGGUGGUUUAAUUGAACCGGAUGUUUCAGGAAGAGUUUCAUUAGAUGAUGCUGUGAAGAAGGGCAAUCUGGAUGCACGCACUGCACAGAAACUGAGAGAUGUCAGUGGAUAUUCAAAAUACCUCACCUGCCCCAAAACAAAACUCAAGAUCUCAUACAAGGAUGCCAUGGACAGAAGCAUGAUCGAGGAAGGAUCUGGCCUGAGGUUGCUCGAGGCAUCCUCUCAGUCAAGUAAAGGCCUUUAUAGCCCAUACAGCAUCAGUGGCUCUGGAUCAACUUCAGGGUCUAGGUCUGGAUCCAGAACUGGUUCAAGAUCAGGCUCUAGAAGGGGAAGUUUUGAUGCUACAGGCUCAGGUUUCUCCAUGGGUUUUUCCUCAUCUUACAGCCCCACUAGCUAUGGUCGUCGUUAUGAUUCAGGGGCACAUGGUGGACUUCAGAUGGAUGAACUAAAGCAAGCCCUUUUAGCUUUAGCAUCAGUCAGGAACUGUUGCUAUGAUGAAAAGAGAAUAUUCACAUCAUCACAAACUCAACCCUCUUUAGUUGCUUAAUUUAUGUACACACAAAGGACAUUUAUCCUGCUCUGCAUGAUAUUGCUAAUAGGCUUUUUUAAUGAUGGGAAUAAUAAUGCUAUAAAAGACUGGCUUUAAAUAUACAGAUGUUUUUAUCUCUCACUUUCAUUUACAUUUUGACAUGACAGUAUAAAAUGAUAUCAUAAACAGUUUUUUUCUGCGCAACAUUCAUAGCAGAAUCUUUUUUUUUUCAGUCUUUUCAUUUAUAAGCAGUGUUAAAUACUUAUAGCCUCUCUUUUUGUAUUACGUUGUAAACUGGCACAUUAAUAAUAUUGAAGUUUUAAGAAUGUUUAGAUUUCUUGAAAAGGAUAUGGUAAUGCUCCAAAUGAGAUGUAUAAGUUAUUUGUUAUAUAUUUUUGUGUGUUCAUGUAAAGAUCCCUUGGUUGUAUUUUAACAAUUUAAGUCAGCAUGGUUAAAAAAAAAAAAAGGGUAGUGGGGGGGGGGGUGAUUGUUAUCUGCAGAGCGGAAUAAAGUCCAUUGGACAUUUGGACUCUUUUGAUUGGGAGCAUGUCAAUAAACAAAACAUUACAUGUCUUGGCAGCACUGCCACAGACACAGUUCUUUAGAAAUCCAUUCUCUUUUCAUUAUUGUAAACUGGAAAAUAAACUUUGAACUAUGCAGUCUUAGAUAAAGUGAAAUGGAUUCACCAAUCCUACAGACAUUUAAAAAAUGAAGAUCCUUGCAGACUUUGCCAGAAAUCACUCUAAAGAUUACACUGAAACCUCUUUAAAAGGAAAAAGUGGCUCACAUCCCAACCAUAAUUUGCAUCUGGUACUUCAUCUGAUUCAAAGGGGACCUCACUUGCGCCUUAACCUUGUGUGAUGUCUGCAUACAUUUUCUUGUAAAUGUAUUGUGCACACUUAUUAGACUUAAAGCCUAAAGACAAUACUUAUGUAUCAUUGCAGAUUAUAUAGAACAGAAUGAUGUAAGGAUUUUCAUUGUUUUAUUGUUGCAUAAAAGUAGCCUAUUUUAUUUGAUGCACUCCCUUCUCUCUUUCAAUGUUAUCUAGCCUGGGCAAUAAUGUCAAUUCAAACAUUUUUUUUUUCCAUGCACUUGUGUAGUUAUCAAAUGAAAGCCUCUUAAUAUCAUAAAUGAUGGGUCUGAUUUUUUAGCAGGUGUCUCUUUCUUUGUCUACCACAGAAAGAUGAUACCUUGAAUAUUCCAAGACAAACUUUUUUAAUUGAAGUGCCCAUUUGAUAUGUUAAUUUGCUUUGUUUUCAAUCACUAAAUAGCUCCCUAUCUUUCACUGACACUUGAACUCCACCCGUGUGUUUGGUGCAUAUGGAAUGAAUUGCUCCUUUUGAAAAGAAUCACAGUGUGAUCUUUCAACCAACAGACAUGUUCCACUACCUUUAUUUAUGCUCCAUUUUCAGCUUUGAUUAUUAAUUGUUAGAUUAAUUUGGUUUAUUAGACUUAAAAACGCUAAUGGACUAUAGAAGACAUCAUAAUGGUCUACUAAUUUUUACCCUUACUGGUCAAUUUGAACACUAAAUCUUAAGCGUUUUAGUGUUGUACUAGAAAUACUGGUGUGUAAGUCACAGUAUUUCAGUAAACACAUUUUUUUGUAUAUAAUUUGCAAUACAGCCUUGUGUGUUGGUGCAAUGAUGUAGGCCUACUGAUUUUACAUUGAUCUCUGACCUGAAAGUAGAUGUUUACAAGAUCAAGGUCUCUGUAAUCUAACAAGAUAUGCCAUAUCUAAAACUGUAGUCAUAAAAUUGUAAACGUAGACUGAAUUUCAAAGACAAAAAGAAAAUCUGUUUCAGUCUGUCCAAUCCGAUGAUGUAUUUCACUGUAUUAUAAAUAAUAUUUCAGUUUUAUUUUCCAAUCUUCUGCUUCUUCUACUAACAUGAUAAAAAUGAUGCAAUAUGAACAGUUAUACUCAGCAAAACAUUUUUUUUAAGUAAGCUUUUUGAGGAAAGUAAAAGGUAUAUUUGAAACUGUUCUGAUAUUGAAUGCAUGAUCUGAGUAUGGUAUUUCCAAGAUGAAAUGUUAAUAUCCUAUUGUAAAUAAAUAUUAAAUACCUGC